AUGGCUUUGGAAGGAGAAUGGUUUAGGCCUUAUCAAAUCUGUUUGUUUACUCUAUCCCCUUCUCUUUUUGUUCUUAGUGCUGAAUUACUAUCUGUUUUACUUAACAAAUUAUAUGGUGAUCUGAAUUUUAGGAAUUUUUAUAUGCAUAAGAAUGGUCCCAAGAUUAACCACCUUUGUUUUGCAGAUGAUGUUAUUCUUUUCACAAGUGGUAACAGGAAAUCCUUAAAAAGGAUCAUGCGGGUGCUGAGAACUUAUGAAGAAGCUUCUGGUCAAAUAGUUAACAAGCAUAAAAGUUCCAUAAUUCUCCAUCCGAAAGCUAGUUCAAGAAGGACAGACAGAGCUGCUAGACUAACUGGAAUGAAAAAAGAAUCCUUCCCCUUCCAGUACCUUGGCUGUCCACUUUAUUUGGGAAGAAAGAGAAUUUCCACCUUCUCUGGUAUGAUAGAUAAAAUCUUGGCAAGAACUAGGGGUUGGAAUAAUAAAUUUCUUUCAACUGGAGGUGGUGUUGAUGGUGCAAAAAGACAACACUGGGCAUCCUGGGAUAAUUUAUUUUUUCCCUAUACUGAGGGAGGAGCUAAUUUCAGGAAGCUCAUGGAUAUUUUUAAAGCUUAUAGUGGCAAACAAUGGUGGAGAUUUAGGACUCAAGACUCUCUGCAGAGUCAAUUUCUCAAGGCUAAAUAUAGUCCUAGAUCCCAUCCUGUCACUGUUAAAUAG
Molecule: messenger RNA, 714 nt
Organism: Lycium ferocissimum
Lineage: Eukaryota; Viridiplantae; Streptophyta; Magnoliopsida; Solanales; Solanaceae
Exons: 2
Coding region: 1-714 (237 amino acids)
Source: RefSeq, a predicted model, not a curated record